GUAAAAUCUUCCCUAUAACAAAUGUUAAUAGUCCAUUUACAGUAAGAAGGAUAUGGCUACUAUAGUGACCUCCAAGUUCAUCCUCGGUUGUGAAUAAUCGCCGACAAAAUAGUUCAAUGUAAUUCUGCGUAGUGCACAUUUUUGCAGUAAUUAAAUAAAGGGUAAAAUUUAAACAGUGCAGAACGGAACGCGUCAGACCAAUCCACCUGCAGAGGAUGAAAUACAUCAAUACAUCACUCAUAGUGCGGCAGUAUCAUCAGCAGAAAGGAUGCUAUAUUAACAGGGAAGGUUUACAGCAACGUAAUGCCACUGAUGACUGAAGUUGAGUAAAAUAACGUUUGUGUAUACAAGUGCGAUAAAUAUAACACCCAGUUAGCCUGACGAUAAACCUCACUGAGCCGACUGGAGCUUGUUUCGCCUCGCUAUCAAUCGCUGGCGACGCAGUAAAAGGACAGAGACAACAGUCUGCAGAUGCUAACACCUGGAACAAGGUUCACCGUCCACUUCCCUCCAUAGACGCUGCCUGAGCCCGGAGCGAUGGCGUGCCCGAUUCGCGGUGGCACCAGGCGGAAGUGUCCGAGGGAACCUCUCGGUGGGACACCGAGCGGAAGUAGCGUGCAGUCGGCCGGCGAGAUGGUGCAGACGCGGAGCGGCCGGCGGACUCUGGUCUCCUUGGAAGCGGUACCUGGAACACCGGCCAGUCAAAGGAAGGGCAGGAGUAGGAGGUCUGAAGCUAAUACAGAAAGCUGUACUGAAUCUGAAUUCAACAACAAAGUACGAGAGAAAGAGAAACGCGUUGUUUGGGCUAAAUCGCAACCCAGUCCAGUGCAGCCAGGAGAAAGCCGAUUCGACGACAUAGAAGAUGAGGCUAAAACCAAGAAGGAAAAUUUGACUGAAGUUGAAGGUUUCAAAAUUGGUAUUGAAAUAACUAAAGAGGAUAAGUCGUCGUCCAGUCCAGUCCAGUCAAAGGAGCUCAGCAAUGAAUUGGAAUGCGAUGAUUCUAAUAUAGAAAGUAAUGUAGACUCGGAGACCAAGAUACAUGAAACUGGUGAUAAAAUAGACCAAAAGACAAAUAAUCAAGAAAAUAAAGGAGGCAGUUUAGUUUGCAAGACUCCCGAUGUUAUCAGUUUACAGCUUAGCAGUGAUGAAGACCAAAAUAGUCUGCCUGAUGGCAACAGUGACGUAGAAUCCAGCAGGGAUGCUAUUCCUGGACAGUCUGCCAUUCCUUCUGUAACAGCAGGAAGUCCUUCGGAAAAGGAUAGCAACCUCUUUGUAAUUGACACACUGCCUGGAAUAGAUCAAGAAAGAAAAUUUUAUUUGGACUCGAGUGGAAAAGAGGAUAGUGAGGAAAGUGAGGCAGAAACUGGGGACAGAGGCAAAGAAUCAGAAGAAGAGGAUGAAGAUGAUUUUAUCGACGAAGAAGAGGAUGAAGAGGAAGAAGAGGACAUUUUGAACACCAAGUCCAGACUAAUAGACUCUUCAACCAGUAUUGAUACAGGACUAAAUCUCAAGGCACUAGGUGGCCUUUACAUAAAUUUUAAUGCUGACAAGCGUACCAAUUCCAAAGACAUAAAAAAUCUUAAGGAUCAAAAUGAAAAAGAUGAGCUAUUAAAAAAUAGCAUCCUUACACCAGAGUUUGAAAAACAAGAUAAUGUUCCAGCUCUGAAGGUGUCUGAACGCCAACUGAAAAAACAGCGCAGGAAAGAGCGUGCAAAGACGGCAGGGGACAGUUGGUAUAACAUGAAAGCUCCUGAUUUAACAGAUGAAUUGAAGAUGGAUCUACAGGUCUUAAAAAUGAGAGCUGCCAUUGACCCUAAACGCUUCUACAAGAAGAAUGACAGAGAUGGCUUCCCUAAGUAUUUCCAGGUUGGUGAAGUUCUGGACAAUCCAGCAGAUUUCUAUCAUUCUCGAUUACCUAAGAAGCAAAGAAAACAGACGAUGGUGGAGGAGCUGCUGGCGGAUGCACAAUUCCGACGAUACAACAAGAGAAAGUACCAACAGAUCAUGACAGAAAGGGCAGCACUUGCAGCAGGCAAAAAGUACCAUAAGAAGAAGAAAUUUAAAAAAUAAAACCUGAAGAAAAACAUGCCUAAUUCUCGAUAUAUUUUCAUAACCAAUAAUACAUUAAAAGGUUAAAAAAGUGACUGUGCUACCAACUCCUAUUUCCUCCCCAUUUAUAAAAGCAAACUAGCUAAAUUAGCUACAGGCAAUUUUAGAAAUGAAAACUAUUCAGCAGUGCUGAAAUAUGUAUCAUGAAUGAAUUUCCAGCCUCAAGAAAUGAAGAUAUGUCAAAAGUGAUAAAGAAACUUCAUAAGUCCUAUUUAGAUUUGUAAUCAUGCAAUAUUGUUAAUUAAUUUGUAGAUGCAGCUAACCUUUGUGUGUGUGUGUGUGUGUGUGUUCAGCAGAUGUUGAAUACAGACAGUCAAGAGCAGGAUUCUUUACAACAUUUCUGUAUGAGUUCUGAGCACUCUGUGUGCCAGGAAUUCCUUCUUGUAAUUGCCCUGGUGUACAUUAUUAGCUUUCUGAUCUUAAUAUGAAACUUGGAUGAUAUAAUGGAAAACAUUUUAAAUUAAUAUGCAAAAGUUAUUUCUAGUCGAACUAAAUACAUAUUGUACAACUAAGUACAAUACUGUGGAUUGACUGGCCCCAGAUGUGCCAGCUUCUUUCUUUGUAUUUCUGGCCUCAGUACAUGCUACGUGACAAAACCUCUCCGAACCUACUACACAUAUUGCAGUGGGGUGGCAAAAUCCAGGCCAUGCAAGUCUCCUUGAUUACAUGGCUGACCUUCAGCCAUGCUUAUGUAACAAGCUUCAAAGAGACCCAACAUGUCUCUCCCACUCCCUAAAAGAAACCUUAGUGAAGAUCCUCAUACUCAUAUUAGCAACUAAAAUUAGCCAAAUAUUUAGUGCUAUCACUGAGAUUGCGUUUAAUGAGAGCACUGAAUGAAUUUGGCUAAUUGUUGACAUACACAGGCAUUGGUGCUAGGUGCAGCCAGCACUGUUGCCGUCCAGCUAUCAAACAGCCAUUGGACACCACCAUUCUGGCUCACCUGAGGACCAUAUUCUGCAUAGGUGAAUCAUUUUGUAGUAGGGACGAAGUUUACAACACAGUUCAAAACAAUUUGCCCCAAUUAAACAAGUUUUUUUGGGGGCUGCAAGUCAAAUAAUGCAAUAGAUUUAUUUGAAAAUGCAACUGGAAUAAUCAGCAAAACAGACUCAAUGAGCUUAUAUUUUUGGAAAUGCACAAAAGGAUUCUUUUUACUAUGUAAGAUGUAAUUAAUGAUUAGGAGCUUGAUUUAGUAUCCAGGGAAUGCAGAAAUCAUUCUUUGGUCAUAAGCCAUAAAAAGAUAUUUAUGUUAACCAUUAAAAUGUAACAUGUCUUAAAGAUCAUACUUGUGGGAUAAAGUGAUUUAUUA
Messenger RNA from Mobula hypostoma (lesser devil ray), 3415 nucleotides. RefSeq names its product deoxynucleotidyltransferase, terminal, interacting protein 2 (gene dnttip2). Gene Ontology annotation, biological process: RNA processing. Gene Ontology annotation, molecular function: RNA binding. The record is from RefSeq and is a predicted model, not a curated record. Gene Ontology annotation, cellular component: nucleolus. Lineage: Eukaryota; Metazoa; Chordata; Chondrichthyes; Myliobatiformes; Myliobatidae. The transcript is spliced from 7 exons. The coding region runs from base 538 to 2070 and encodes 510 amino acids.